Gymnodraco acuticeps is the source of this 1627-nucleotide messenger RNA. RefSeq names its product insulin-like growth factor-binding protein 3. The record is from RefSeq and is a predicted model, not a curated record. NCBI's taxonomy places the organism in Eukaryota, Metazoa, Chordata, Actinopteri, Perciformes, Bathydraconidae. The coding region runs from base 39 to 908 and encodes 289 amino acids. Gene Ontology annotation, cellular component: extracellular region. Gene Ontology annotation, biological process: regulation of insulin-like growth factor receptor signaling pathway. Gene Ontology annotation, molecular function: insulin-like growth factor II binding; fibronectin binding; insulin-like growth factor I binding. The transcript is spliced from 4 exons.
ACUUACCAUCACAUUAGGGCAGCGCACUUCCUCACUUUAUGCUUUCAGACGCCACAAUGGAUUCCUGUUUUCGCGCACUUUGCAUGACUUUUGUUCUGGCAUCAUCAGGUGCGGUUGGACCGGUGAUCAGAUGCGAGCCCUGUGAUGUUGGAGCGCGGCUUUUGUGCAAACCUUUACCCAAGGACUGCGCCGAGAAUGUCCCAGAACCGGGCUGCGGCUGCUGCAUGACCUGUGCGUUGAGCUCCGGCCAGCCGUGCGGCGUGUACACCGGGAGAUGCGGCUCCGGACUGACAUGUCAGCGGCAGCCCGGGGAGCCGAAGCCUCUGCAGGCUCUGCUGGACGGGAGGGGGACGUGUGCAAACGCUACUCAUAAACGACUUACCGCCAGACCAACACCUCCACCAGUCAAUGAACUGCCAGCAGAUCAUUUUGAAACUCUGGAUGAGGUUCAAAAUUGCACCAACUUAGGCCUUCAGACCUCGUCCAUCACCCACAGACCCCAGAGACCUCCACUUCACAACUUUUUCCCCUCUGCCAAGUCAGAGGUCCUGCGACGGAAGCAGCAGAAGAGAACCCAGAGCUUUAAAAUGGAGGAGCUCCCGGGACCACUCAUCACAGACCAACAAAACUUCUCUCUGGAGACCAAACAGGAGCCCGAUUAUGGUCCCUGUCGGAGAGAGAUUGAGAGCAUUCUCAGCAGCCUCAAGAUCACAGACAUUCUCAACCCCAGAGGUUUCCGCAUACCAAACUGUGACAAGAAGGGCUUCUAUAAGAAAAAGCAGUGCCGUCCAUCCAAAGGCAGAAAGCGAGGCUUCUGUUGGUGUGUGGACAAAUACGGGCAGCCUUUGCCAGGUUUUGAUGUGAAGGAGCGAGGAGACGCCCAGUACUACAACUCCGAGAGCCAAUAGGAGCAAAGCAGAAUGGAGGGAGGUUGGGUGGGAGUGAGAGCAAGAGGAAUUGUAAACAAAUGGAGACACUGAGGAUAUUGGGAGAGAGGUCAAGAGAUGGCUCGGCCGAUAAAUGGAUGUUUGCUAUUUCUAUCUGUUGCCUUUGGGACCUUUUUCUGAGGCAGAGCAAGGGGAACAGAGGAAGAGUAUUAGGAGGGGGAAGAAAGCCCCUGUGUCACAGAUACUGUGUUUUCUGCGAUGGAUGGAUUCUACAUAAGCUUUCUGUCUCAGACACAACCAGAAUGACUUCUAAUGAGAGGAUACGCCUCUCAGACGCCCCAUUCUGACUAUAAAGAAAGAGACAUUUGUCACGAACGUGGACGAGAUGGCUCUUCAUUCACGCACAAUUAAGUGGCAUUGCACGCAUGUACAUGCUUGUGAUUUGUUUGAAAGACAUUGUGUGUAUGUAUGUAUAUGUUAUUCAGAGUAAGCAUGCAGUGCCUUACUAUGACUUCCUUUUUUUCCAGGUUGCUUCCUGCUCCUCUGGGAGUUGGACUAGACUGUGCAGCUCAGACAUUUGAUCUGAUCUGCGGUUAUUACUGUUAUUUUGUCACUUUGCAUAAGCUGAUAUUUUGGGAUAAAGGCCACAAAUUGUUAUCUCUGAUCUCUGUGUAGCCAGUGAUUAUUUUCAUCACUUGCUCAUUCACUAGUAAAUAUGCUGUUUGCAUGUACAAUGCAAC